AUGGUUGGAGAAGGAAGCUCUGGUUCUGUUUUUCUUGCCACUCCCAAAAACCCAAGAAGGGGUGAGUUUGGUAGCAUGCUAAACUUUCCAGGAUUGAUGGCGGUGAAAUCGGCAGAGGUCUCUGAUUCGGAGUCAAUCCGGCAUGAGGCAGAGGUUCUGUUGGAUAUUAAGGCUUGCCCUUUUGUCAUUGAGCGCUUUGGUGAAGAAAUCACAACCAGAGCGAAGAGGAUUCUUGAAGGGAUUAAGCAUAUUCACAAGUUUGAUUAUGUUCACUGUGAUUUGAAGCCGGAAAACAUUCUGCUUGUACCAAAUCCUGCAACUAGUACCGGUAGUUUUGUGGCCAAGAUUUCAGAUUUUGGAUUGGCUAAGAAAACCAAGGAGAAUUACGGUCAAUGGAGAGACACUCCUACGCAUCUGUCCCCAGAAGCCUUGAAUGAUAGUGAGCAGGAGCCGCCCUCUGAUAUAUGGUCUCUUGGUUGUAUCGUACUUGAGAUGCUAACUGGCAAGUCCUUCUCAGAUUUAAAGCCUGGUUGUGAACUUGAAGAUUUCCACUAUAUGUUUGAUCACAUAUGUACUCCCAAAAUCCCUGCUGAAGUCUCAGGUGUGGCCAGGGAUUUUCUUAAGAGUUGCCUUGCCAUGAGGUCUUGCGAAAGGCUAACCGCUGAAAAGCUCUUGCUUCAUCCAUUCGUUGUACGGCCAAAACCAUUGAAAGCAGCUCGUCGUACAAAGGGGAAGGUGGUUUGCUCAUCUUCAGGCUAUGCAGAUGGCUCCAAACCAAGUGCAGAUUGUCACGCAAGCUCUGCCAUUGUUCGCAGAAUUCCGCCACCACCCGGUUUUGAGAUACUUGCUGCUCUUGUUUGAUGUGAUAAACUCAGUACAAAUGUGUUAGGUUCUUUGUUGUUGUAU
Molecule: messenger RNA, 906 nt
Organism: Prunus avium (sweet cherry)
Lineage: Eukaryota; Viridiplantae; Streptophyta; Magnoliopsida; Rosales; Rosaceae
Source: RefSeq, a predicted model, not a curated record